GAUUCACGUCAGGAGAGGCGUUCCUUCAGGUAUUGUGGUUGACGAGUCUCCUCAACUUAUUAAGUUGAUGAGUCUCCUCCGGCUGGCCGUUCAACAGUCUGGGGGCAGCAGAAGGAAAGGUCCUCUGGGUAACAGCUGUCAACCUAGUUUUGGCUGACUGGAGUAAAUCCUUCCCAGAGGACCUGAGUGUGCGGGGCGGAUUGUACAGGGGAAGGUGAUCCUGCAGGUGACCUUCCUCCUGACCAUUUGGGGGUUUCCUGGCCUUUGCACAUCCCCCGCCCCCGUUUUCUAAAAGGUUGAAAUACGUCACCUAACUAUGGCUUCGUCACUGGCAGUAAGACCUUUAAACAAAAACAUGCUGGGAUUUUCGCCCUGCCUGCUUUGCCUUCAGCCCUGCCCACGACUGGAAUGCACUCCCCAAGGGGGUCCUCAAAACUGCAUUCAGCCCGUCGGCUGCAAGAGGUUCUGCACCGUUGGGCUAGGGUUUUCCUCUGGGCUGGAUCUGGCCCACUGAGCAACCAUUUCUUCCGGAGAAACCCGCCGAGUCUGCCAAGCCCAAAGGAAAUGCCUCUCAAUGGUGUCUUUUCAGGAGGGGCCUCUGACGGACCGGGUGUACCGUACCUACCUGCUCAUGCACACCAACCAGACGGUGGAAUUUGUGCGCAAGAAGAACGAGGAGUACGGGGGCUGCAGCCUCCGCCGGAUGACCAUCAUGGAGGCCUUGGACCUGCUCGACAACGUGGUGGACGAGUCAGACCCGGACGUCGACUUCCCCAACUCCUAUCACGCCUAUCAGACAGCAGAGGGCAUCCGGAAGGCGCAUCCUGACAAAGACUGGUUCCACCUGGUCGGACUGCUUCACGACAUGGGGAAGAUCUUGGCCCUGGUUGGCGAGCCGCAGUGGGCUGUGGUGGGGGACACGUUUCCAGUGGGCUGCAAGGUCCAGGACUCGGUGGUCUUCCGGGAGUCCACUUUUCAUGACAACCCUGACACGAAGAACCCUUUGUACAACACCGAGUACGGGAUCUACCAGCCCCACUGUGGCUUGCAGAACGUCCUGAUGUCAUGGGGCCAUGACGAGUACAUGUACAAGGUGAUGAAGCACAAUAAAUUCACCCUACCUCAGGAGGCUUUCUACAUGAUCCGAUUCCACUCCUUCUACCCCUGGCACACGGGAGGGGAUUACAUGCACCUCUGCGAUGAAGAGGAUCUCCAGAUGCUUCCCUGGGUCAAGGAGUUCAACAAAUUUGACCUGUACACCAAGAGCGAAGACCUGCCCGAUCCACAAGAGCUCAAGCCGUACUACCAAAGCCUCAUAGACAAGUACUGCCCCGGCCAACUGUCUUGGUGAUGCUCAGAACCAGUUUCACUUCCAGUGCAACGCUUUGCCGUUCUUUCCAGCCUUAAAGGGGAUUGCGCACACAGGGGAGCAGGGAGCGGCCCGUACCCACCCCCCUCACGCCAGGGUUGCACAGACCGUUUCUGCAAGGCUUUUCAAAUGUUUAUGAAAUUCAUCCAAACUCACAAGACCAUUAACUUGAAAUCAAUAAAAUAUGAUCUGUUUAUAAAGGAGGACUCAGUUUUGCUUCGUGCAGCUUACAGGGAUGACCAGCAAAAUUACCACCCAAUAAAGACACAUUAUUACAGCAUUUGCAAUGACUUAUAAG
Messenger RNA from Elgaria multicarinata webbii, 1667 nucleotides. RefSeq names its product myo-inositol oxygenase (gene MIOX). The record is from RefSeq and is a predicted model, not a curated record. NCBI's taxonomy places the organism in Eukaryota, Metazoa, Chordata, Lepidosauria, Squamata, Anguidae. Gene Ontology annotation, biological process: inositol catabolic process. Gene Ontology annotation, cellular component: cytoplasm. The transcript has 8 exons. Gene Ontology annotation, molecular function: iron ion binding; inositol oxygenase activity. The coding region runs from base 575 to 1351 and encodes 258 amino acids.